Molecule: messenger RNA, 1344 nt
Organism: Lepus europaeus (European hare)
Lineage: Eukaryota; Metazoa; Chordata; Mammalia; Lagomorpha; Leporidae
Gene: TBX10
Product: T-box transcription factor 10
Exons: 10
Coding region: 1-1344 (447 amino acids)
Biological process (GO): positive regulation of DNA-templated transcription; cell fate specification; regulation of transcription by RNA polymerase II
Cellular component (GO): nucleus
Molecular function (GO): DNA-binding transcription factor activity, RNA polymerase II-specific; RNA polymerase II cis-regulatory region sequence-specific DNA binding
Source: RefSeq, a predicted model, not a curated record
AUGCCCAUGGUGGCCCUGGGGGUCCGGCCCCCAGGGCAGGGCAUCGCCUCCAUCUGCUGCCGCUACUGCCAUGUCCCCCGUCUCCCCGAGGCCCGCCGGCUCAGCCUCUCCAGCCAGCUGUGCUGGGCCCCCGUGGACACCCAGCCCAUCUCCAAGAUGCCAUCCCCGCCCCCUGAGAAGCUUCCUAAGGAGCUGGACAUCAGCACGGUCAUGGCAGCCUUCCUGCCUGCCGGCCUCAGUGCACUUGUACCCUCGGAGACCUACGCCCUGCCCAUGAGCGGCUGGGAGCCCCAGCUGGGGACGUCAUUCCCCCCAGGCCCUUGUAACAGCUCCCUGGGCACGCAGGCCAGGGCUGAGCCACCCGGGCAGGGCCCCAAGAACCCACAUGUGUCCGGUGUGACGGUUCAGCUGGAGAUGAAGCCGCUGUGGGAAGAGUUCCACCGGCUGGGCACGGAGAUGAUCGUCACCAAGGCGGGCAGGAGGAUGUUCCCCACCUUCCAGGUGAAGAUCCAGGGCAUGGACCCGCUGGCCGACUAUGCCCUGCUCAUGGACUUCCUCCCACUGGACAACAAGAGAUACAGGUACGCCUUCCACAGCUCAGCCUGGCUGGUGGCGGGCAAGGCGGACCCGGCCACCCCGGGCCGUGUGCACUUCCACCCAGACUCCCCGGCCAAGGGCACCCAGUGGAUGCGCCAGAUCGUGUCCUUCGACAAGCUCAAGCUCACCAACAACCUGCUGGACGACAAUGGCCACAUCAUUCUCAACUCCAUGCACCGCUACCAGCCGCGUCUCCACGUGGUGUUCGUGGACCGGCGCAGGGACAGCGCGCGCUACGCCCAGCAGAACUUCAAGUCCUUCGUGUUCACGGAGACGCAGUUCACGGCCGUGACGGCGUACCAGAACCACCGGAUCACCCAGCUGAAGAUCGCCAGCAACCCUUUCGCCAAGGGCUUCAGAGACAGCGACGCCGACUCCUGGCCCGUGGCCCCCCGGCCCCUGCUCAGUGUCCCGAGCCUCAGGUCCAGCCUGCUGAGGGGCCCUGCGCAGCGGGACAAGGACCCCAACAAACACUCAGCCUCUGCCUCUGGGACCUCGGCCCGGCUCCACCAGCAGCUACUGCCCUCCCCCGAGGCCCCGCUGGCCCCGGCCGCCCACAGGCCUCUGGCCUACCAGGAACUGUGCCCCGGAGCCCCAGGCCGGCUCAAGAUCUCGGGAGCCCGCCCAGCGCCGUACCCCCUCCCGGGCAUCCCGGCCAGGGCUCGGGGAGGCCUGCCCCUCCCGGCGGGGCUGGGGCUCCUGUCCCCCAGCGCCCUGUGCCUGGGGCCUGGCCAGGGCGCCCAGUGA